UGUAAAACAAAACAAAAAUAAGAAACGAAUAAAUAACGAUUUUUGUUAACAAAUAAUCCAGGUGUGUGAAAAGUGCGUUAUUUUAUUAAUUUGCAAGUGGUUGUUGCCACCGCUUAAUAUCGUUUAAAAUUACUUGAGUAAGAAACCGGAAUUAAAAGAUUUGUGAUAAAUUGUGUUAACAAUCGUUUAAACGAAUGUAUGCUUUCAUUAACGAACCGCUUAUUUGGGCGUAUUGCGUACGCUUACUUCACGCGUCCGCGGAAUCAUAACUAUGCCAAGGCCAUCACGUGAAUCUUACGGCGAUCAGAAGCCACCAUAUUCGUACAUUUCCUUAACAGCCAUGGCCAUCUGGAGUUCACCGGAAAAGAUGUUACCGUUAAGCGAUAUAUACAAAUUUAUAACCGAUCGUUUCCCUUAUUAUCGCAAGAAUACCCAACGCUGGCAAAAUUCAUUAAGGCAUAACUUAAGUUUUAACGAUUGCUUCAUCAAGGUACCAAGACGUCCCGAUCGACCAGGCAAAGGUGCUUAUUGGGCUUUACAUCCGCAAGCGUUUGAUAUGUUCGAAAAUGGCAGCUUACUGAGGCGAAGAAAACGCUUUAAAUUGCAUAAAAACGAUAAGGAUUUGUUGAACGAAGAGCUGGCUGCUCUAGCAAACCUGAAUCGUUUCUUUUUUACGACGACUACCGGCCAUGCAGCGAUGGGUGCGAUGCCCCCUAUGGAUAUGUCCACUGCGGCCAUUAUGGGAGAUCCUACGCUGUAUAUGGCCAGAAUGCCACCUGUCGCCAGCCUUCAGCAACAUUCAUCGUCUUCUGCUCAUCAUAAUCCCCAUAACCAUAGCGCCAUUUCACCGGCGGCUUUAGUUCAGCAUAACACCCAAACAUUAGCAUCAUUAUCUGCACCUGCCACAGCAACAACAACUAUUUUAACUCAUCAGCCACCGUCGUCAGCUUUGGACGCCGUCAUGCAGUUUAGCAGUUAUCGACCAAAGCGGGCAUUCACCAUUGAGAGUCUGAUAACACCCGAUAAGCCAGAUGGUUCCAUUUCGGGUGAAAGUCUCAAUGGAGAUGAUCGAACCGAUAUUGAUGUUGUUGACAGCAAUAGUACAAAUGCUGAUGAAAUUCAUAUAACGGCGCGAACUUCGCCGCAUUCUCCGCAACACAAUUCCCCCGCUGCAAAAAGUAAUCGCGCAAUAUCAACAGAAAACGAACAAAGGCAUCGGCCGCUUCCACCUUUGCAUACGAUAACAGCUGCCGCCAAUUUGCCAUUCCUUCAAUAUACUACAGGCGUUAACGUAAGCAGUGCUAAUCUUAUACCGGCACCAAGUAACGUCCAACCUUAUGAUUUGCCUAUGCCACAUCCGUUGCUAAUGAUGGCAAAUCCUAUGAUCAAUCAGCCUCCAUCGUACUAUUCUAAUCUUGGUGUCUCAACAUCGACAACAUCAGUUCCUCAUUCCGCAAACGAUCUGCAUCAUCGCAUCAAUUCAAGUCUACGCACCGUAUAG
Molecule: messenger RNA, 1501 nt
Organism: Glossina fuscipes
Lineage: Eukaryota; Metazoa; Arthropoda; Insecta; Diptera; Glossinidae
Product: fork head domain-containing protein FD4-like
Exons: 1
Coding region: 272-1501 (409 amino acids)
Biological process (GO): cell differentiation; regulation of transcription by RNA polymerase II; anatomical structure morphogenesis
Molecular function (GO): DNA-binding transcription factor activity, RNA polymerase II-specific; RNA polymerase II cis-regulatory region sequence-specific DNA binding
Source: RefSeq, a predicted model, not a curated record